Molecule: messenger RNA, 2033 nt
Organism: Morone saxatilis (striped sea-bass)
Lineage: Eukaryota; Metazoa; Chordata; Actinopteri; Moronidae
Product: solute carrier family 35 member D3
Cellular component (GO): Golgi apparatus
Molecular function (GO): antiporter activity
Source: RefSeq, a predicted model, not a curated record
GUGCGGGGGAUCUCACUGGUGAUCCUUUCGGUUACGUCACUGGCGUGUUGGCGGUCAUCAUCCAUGCCUCCUACCUGGUCGUGAUCCAGAAAACCAGUCUGGACAGUGAAUACGGGCCGCUUACGGCGCAGUACGCCAUCGCCGUCAUGGCCUCUCCGGUCCUCCUGGUGUGCUCCAUCAUCUCCUUGGACACCAUCAACAUGUGGUCAUACGAGGGCUGGAAGGACCCCCACAUCACUGUCAUCUUCAUCAUCUGUGUCUUCAUCGGCUGUGCCAUGAACUUCACCACACUCCACUGCACCUACAUCAACUCCGCCGUCACCACCAGCUUUGUUGGUGUGGUCAAGAGCAUUGCCACCAUCACCGUUGGCAUGCUGGCGUUCAGUGAUGUUGCACCAACCGGGCUGUUCAUUGGCGGCGUGGUGGUCAACACCGUUGGCUCCAUCAUCUACUGCGUGGUCAAAUACUUCGAGACGAAGAAGAAGAGCUUGUACGAGGACCUGGAGGAGGCUGGGAAGGAUGGCGAGCUACCUGGCGAGCCGUAUCAAGAGAAACCGCCGCUGAAUGGUGAUGGACCUGUGGAUGGUGCCGGGUCUGAUCCGGGAAAUCCGGAAAUAGAGGGAGUGUUGAGCAGAGACGGGAAGGAGGAGGCGGCACCGGCCAGUUUGGCUAAUGGAGAAGUGUGGACAUCAGAGGCGGGUGUGAAUUCUUGUGUCAUGACGGAAAAAGAGGUGCUGGAGAUGCAGAGGGAGCACCUCCAAAAGGAGAACACCACCUCCAGUCAGUCUGUUAGUGACAGCUAUGUCGGGGUGUGGAGGUCCGUGAGACAUCUGCAGUUCAUGAAGAAAGAGCCUUUGAUUGAUAACAUGGAGCAGCAGAGUCCGUAAGGGUGGGACAGAGACCUGGACAGACUAUAAAAAUCAAACUGGGAACGAAUUAGAGGAUAAAAAAGUUUCUAAGAAACCAGAGACGGGCAGAAUUAAAAAAACGACAGACUACAGCUCUGCAUCCACCGGGAACCUCUUUGGUUAGCAGUGAACAGAUGCUUGUUGGAAACAUGUUUGCUCCUGUUGCUGCGAUACCUCAGUGAAACCUUUGUGCUAAAAGUUCAAUUUCAUCACACAAGGCUUUAAAUACAAAGCUUUACUAAAAGCAAGAAACACAAAGUCUUUCUCUGUGUUUAUGAGGAUAAAGAAGAAGUUCCUGGUGGAGAAAAGUGGAUGAAGAGUUUUGGGAGAAGCUGCCUGUCGGGGAUAAAUUCUGCCUCUCAGCUCGUAAAGCUCGGUGGCGUGCAGCGGAAGCCAGGCUAGCCACGGUGUAGCAUGAUUUGGUUUGCGUCCCUACCGAUUAGCCAGCUAGCCAAACAAAAGCAGGUCUUGUGAAAAAAGAGUGCAUCUUGUGCAGACAAGUUUCUGUUUUGUUGUAUGAAACCUGGGUGAAUUUUUCUUUCUGAUGGAGAGAAUUAAAACCUUUACAUGUGCAUCAGAUCACUUGUAAAAGCAUGCACCGACCACAAAAUGUUAACUAUGGCUCUGUCACACUGGGUUUGUUUGUUUGAGUCUGAAUAUGAUUGUUUGUUUGCCUCUCUCGAACCCUGCAGGUCCAGUCACUUGUUUACUGUUGGUUUAUAGACAGAAAUAAAUAUGUCAACGUAUCAAGGGGAAAUUAAGUAAAAAAUAAUAAUGUGGCAUCAUGUUGCGUUUCAAUUGUGCUCAUACAUCAGUGAUAUAUUAUUUGUUUGUUCCUGUUUCCUUCCUAACAUUGCAGUUGUGGCGCUAAUAAAGCUAUGGUCACACAGUGGCACUGCAAAAUUCAUCCAUACAAAAUAGGAUAAGUGACAAUAGGUCAAAAGACAAAAAUUUUUCAAAAGAGAAUUAAAAAAAAAUCUAUUUAAUUUUGAUUCUGUGCCGAAGUUCGGUAACCAAACCUAAUGCACAUCAUAUCCUUCUGAGUGUGGCUCUUCAGGCUGCAAUAAUCAAUCCCAAAAGGAGUUAAAUUAUGGUUUUAAAAUGAUUUUAAAUCGAGAAAUAGCA